UUCAAUUAAUGUAGAUAAAUUAGAGUGAUCUUACGAAUCUUCAACUUUAAUUUUAAAAGUAGCCAGAAAGAAUAAGUGAAAAAGGCUUUGAAGGAAGAUGACAAGUACAAACAGAUUCAAAGAUAAACUCAUCAAAAUAUUUGUUCCCUCUAUUUUCUAUGCUCUUCCACCCAUAUCUCUAAUUUUCCUAUUUUUUUACUUUCACUCAUUUGCUCCAUUUUUCACUCCUUUCACUCACCACUCUUCACUUUAUGUUUCUAAGCCUAAAGAAAAGGAAAAUCCUAAUUGGAACACAUGUGACUAUUCCAAUGGCACAUGGAUUCAUGACAAUAGAACUCAUUUAUAUAAUGGAACAACAUGUAAGAUCAAGGAAAGUCAAAAUUGCAUCUUCAAUGGAAGACUUAACUCAAGCUACCUUCAUUGGAGAUGGAAACCAAGUGAGUGCCAUCUACCAAUUUUUGAACCAAACACUUUUCUCAAACUCAUCAAUAACAUGCACAUAGCUUUUGUUGGAGACUCUUUAGCUAGGAACCAAAUUGACUCACUUAUUUGCUUAUUAUCCACUACUUCAAAACCUAAACGUGUCUACCAUCAAGGCUCUAGAAAGUGGUAUUUUGGUACUCAUAAUGCAAACUUGUCAUUCUAUUGGUCACCAUUUCUUGUGAAGGGUGAUCAAAGAAAAUCCAAAGGGCCAAAUUAUAAUAAAAUCUAUUUAGACCAUGUGAAUGAGAGAUGGGCUAGGGAUAUAGAUCAAAUGGACUUGAUUGUGUUAUCAUUUGGUCAUUGGUUUAUGGUUCCUUCAAUUUACUAUGAGGGUGAUUAUGUUAUAGGUUGUUUAAAAUGUCAUGAUUUGAAAUUUAAUUACACUGAUAUUGGCUUUUAUGUUCCAAUGAGAAAGGCUUUAAGGACUACCAUUAAUAGUAUAAUAGAGAGGAAAGUUUCUAAAGGGAAUGGAAUUGAUGUGAUUGUAAGAACAUUUUCACCAUCUCAUUUUGAAGGUGAUUGGGAUAAGGGAGGCACUUGUUCAAAGAAUGAGCCAUAUGGAAAUGAGGAGAAGAAACUUGAAGGAGUGGAUGCUCAUAUAAGAAGUAUUCAGAUAGAGGAAUUAAAAAAUUCUAAGAGAAAAGCUAAAGAACUUGGACUUAAUUUUGAGGUGCUUGAUAUAACAAAGUUGGCAUUGUUGAGACCAGAUGGUCAUGUAGGUGCUUAUAUAAAUCCUUUUCCAUUUGCUAAUGGGAUUCCAAAGCAUGUACAAAAUGAUUGUGUUCAUUGGUGCUUACCAGGAACCGUAGAUACUUGGAAUGAGAUUUUUUUGGAGAUAAUGAAGAAGCGAAAAGACCAUUCACAGGUUGAAAAAUGAUACAUUUCUCGUUUUACAUUUUUAAGAGAGGAAUGAUUUAAUUUGAAUGAUCUUUUCAUACAUAUUGUAAAGAAUAAUAUAUGCUUUGUUCACAUUCAUAAGGGUGAUCUUAGUUUGUUUCUAAGUUACAAGUUCUUAAAAAAUAUAGAUACAUUAAAACAGAACACAAUAUAUACUACUUAGGUGAUUUCAACUUAGUUUUAAUUGUGUGUGAAAAUAGUUUAUAAUGUACUAUCACACCCAAGUUAGCUAGUUAGAAUUUUAGUUACAUAUAGUUCAAGUUAGUUACUUAACUUGGUGUGCAAGUUACAAUAUAAUGUAUGAGCAACAUGUUAAGUUAUAGUGUAUUCUAACACUCG
This is a messenger RNA of Lathyrus oleraceus (garden pea), 1719 nucleotides long. RefSeq names its product xyloglucan O-acetyltransferase 1. Bases 98 to 1360 code for a protein of 420 amino acids. The transcript has 3 exons. Gene Ontology annotation, molecular function: O-acetyltransferase activity. Lineage: Eukaryota; Viridiplantae; Streptophyta; Magnoliopsida; Fabales; Fabaceae. Gene Ontology annotation, cellular component: Golgi apparatus. The record is from RefSeq and is a predicted model, not a curated record.